CCCCCCCACCCCCCCCCCCCCCGCUCUCACCCCCCCCCCCCCCCACCCACCCACCCCCCCCCCCCCCUCCCUCCCCCCCCCCCUCUCUCCUCCCCCCGCGAAUACGCAUACUUCCGUGAUGCAGGCGGCGACACGCAAAUCCGCCGGCCAUCUGCCGCUCCAACUGGAGGCGGAGCCUGGUAGCCCGGGCGCCGCGCCGCCGCAAACCCCCCAUCGUCCGGGCUUCGGACCGGCAGCUCGUGGCCCCUUUUCCGGAGCCACCCCGAGCCGCUUCGUCAAUGCCGCUGAGCUUGGCAACACGCUGACCAUGUACACGGAGAUGCCCCAGGAUGAGGUGGCACUGGAUGAGUUCUACGACUACUGCAUGCGCCGGCAGAGGCUUCUCCAAGAGAUCGAUAACGCCGGUGUCCGGCACCCGCCGCAGUCCUCCGGCUUCAAAUCGUGCAUUCGGGCGGCCCUGACCGCCGCCCGAUUCAACAUCACGCCGCUAAACACAUCAAGCGUCCUGCGCAAUGAUGACACCCUGAUGGAGGCCAUCCGCGCGGACCGGAUCUCGCACUGGGGCCUGCGCUUGGGCUAUGUCACCAACGAUGAGAAGCUGACCUGGCUCCUGGAAAAGGAGGCUCUCCUCUUCAACUUCCGUUUUGAGGAGCUCCCUGACAAGAUGGCCUUCCUGCGGGAUAACGAGUUCAAUUUCGAAGUGGUCAGCAAGGCUGAGCGGCAGCUCUUGGCCUCGCACCUGGCCGCCUACUCCGUCAAGGAGGAAACUCCCGUUUUCAAGGUUCCCUUCGAGCGCGUCCCGGGGCUGGUCGGCUCGCGCAUGGUGGCCGUACAGGCGGGCAUUGCCUUUGUUCCAAUCAACAUGAUUGGUGAUCUGGCGGGCUUUGAGUUCCGCCAGCGCCUGCGUGCCUCGCUGCUGGCCGUGCGCCUUGCACUGCCAAGCAUGGAGGAUGACGUGCGUGCGGUGGCCAUCGUUCGCCAGAUUGUCGACGGGGCGACCGCCGCCUCGGAUGCAGCGGCCAACUGGUCGGCCGACAUGCUGAUCCGCGCAAACCAAGUGGAUUCGCUUGCGAACCACUUCCCGCCGUGCAUGCGGGAAAUGCACCGCCACCUGAACACCGUGCACCACAUGAAACACACAGGCCGUCGGCAGUUUGGUCUUUUCCUGAAGGGCCUCGGCGUUCCGAUGGAAGAGUCACUGGCAUAUUGGAAGCGGGCCUUCGGGCCGAAGAUUGCGCCAGAUGCCUUUGACCGAAACUACGCCUACAACAUCCGGUAUGAUUAUGGACGCGAGGGCUCGCGCACGCAGGCUCGGCCCUUCGGCUGCCGCAGCAUCAUUCUCGGGGAUCCGCCAGCGCGCGGGUCUGGCCCGCAUGCCAUUGAGCAGCAUGGCUGUCCCCUGCGGCAAUCCAAGGAGCCGGAGCUCCGGCGCCUGGCGCAGAGCUACCAUCUGCGCGAUGCCGAAAUGCCAUCCCUGCUAGCUGAAGUCCAGGGGAGCCACUAUCAGUUUGCGUGCGGUCGACUGCUGCGAUCGAUGCGGCAGUCGCGUGCCCAGGCCACCAAGGCCCCGGGCACUGAGGCUCCACCGCCGGUGGACGACGACAUUCGGCCUAUCAGCCACCCGAACGAGUUUGCCUCCAUUUCAAUGGGUAUCAACCGAUCCAGUGGAGCGGCGCGCUUCUUCGCUUCGGCGCGCUUCCGCGAGGGGGCUGUCGGCGCCGAUGGCGCUGCUCGCCAGGACGACGCCGGGGCCCAUUCCAAACGACACCAGACGGAGUCCGCUGCUCCGCCGGCUGCUGCAAGCAAUGUCAGCAUGGCGGACUUGGCCGAUCUGGACCUGUGAUCCGACUGCUCAGCAAGAACGCGACUCAGGUCGAAGAGACACACACACACACACGUUGCUUGAUGCUCCUCACGAGACCGAUUUUCAUGGCAUCCUGGCAAAUGUACAUCCCUAUACGCUUCGUCGGA
Molecule: messenger RNA, 1971 nt
Organism: Fonticula alba
Lineage: Eukaryota; Rotosphaerida; Fonticulaceae
Exons: 9
Coding region: 119-1843 (574 amino acids)
Biological process (GO): DNA replication, synthesis of primer
Cellular component (GO): alpha DNA polymerase:primase complex
Source: RefSeq, a predicted model, not a curated record